Molecule: messenger RNA, 1149 nt
Organism: Cylicocyclus nassatus
Lineage: Eukaryota; Metazoa; Nematoda; Chromadorea; Rhabditida; Strongylidae
Source: the annotation of a GenBank genome assembly
AGGCCGAGCUUUACAAAAAAUCGAUGGAAUUGACAGGGAUGAUUAACAAUUCUAAAAGUCGAUGCUGCGGUUAGCGACGUUAUCAGUGUUGUUCGUCUCUGCAACCCCGUUCUUCUUCGGUACCGGAGCAACGGGCGGCGGCUGCGGCUGCGCACCUCCGCCCAUAUGCCCUCCGGCUCCUCUGUGUCCUCCACCUCCUCCUGCACCUGUUUGUCCGCCACCAACAUCAUGCGGAGCGAGUUAUGCGGCUCCAGCAUUGCCUCCACCUCCUCCACCACUGCCAGUCCUUCCACCUAGCUACACUGGACCAUCCUACAAUCCACCAACUCCAGAACUACCACAGUCACCCGUAUAUGCUCCACCACAGGUACCCCCUGCUCCUCCUCCACCACCUCAAGACGUGCAGCCUAUUGUUGUACCAUUAGUCGCAUACCACCAGUCGCCUGCUGCUGCCACGGGACCAGCUUAUCAGCAACCUCCACCCCCUCCCAGUGGAUACCAGGGACCUGUAGCAUCAGCCCAAAGAGACUCUGCUGCACCUCAGGAGCUUGUCAGUAGUCUUCAACAUGAAGCAGCUGCAGAAGCUGCGGCAGCCGGUUCUAAGAAUGAAGAAGUGAUCGAGGAGCAGGAUCAGGCGCUGGAAAAAUCUGGCGUAGAAAUAACGACUGAGACCCCCACUGAUGUUGGUGAUAGCACUUCGACCGCAGCCACAGAAACCGCAGUUCAAGAAAUUGAGGAGAAAGUCGUGGACAUAACAAAUCUUAAGCUGACCGACGAUCCUCUCUGUAACUCUGAAGAUUUGAGGAAGCUCAUGCUCGAGAACAUCGACGACAAUCUCAACAGCUCCAAACGAUUGAUCCAACUUGCGGCCGAAGCCCAAUUUGGAGGCAGAUUCGACGUUAUCUGCGCUAAUGGAGACUUCAGUUAUGUUACGAAUACGGAAUUGUUCUGCCAAGAAACGAAGGGAGACAUCUCUUGCUAUACUUACAGACAAUUAUAAUACUGUCGAAUCCCUCAUGUAAACAAGCAUAGAGGUCUUUUUGAUCUCUGUUUUACAGAUGUGUUUAUACAUAUUGUUCUAGCAUUGUUUGUUAUGUAGGUGUCUUCGACUGCCUGCUGUACUUAUUCAUUGUCCUCCUUUGGUUGUGU